GCACGGCGCGCGCUAGUGUGUGUGCGCGCGGCGGUGUGCGCGUCGCUCGUUCCCUCCACCAUUGUUGUGUGCAGUACGCUCGCGGAACCCGAGACUGAAGCGGCGUGUUUCACGCUCGCGCGCCACCCAAAACUACCGGCCGAUAAACAAAAUAAUGACCAGUGUACCACAUUACGUGGAUCGCGAGUGCAACAAGCGACAACAGUGUGUGAUAGCGAGAAUGUAACGUGCGUGUUGUGUAUGAAGAAUAGUGCGUUUUGAACGUGUUUUGGAGUUCGCUGUGGACCCGCCAUGCUCGUGUUUAGAUGCAGUAGCCUAACGGAACACCUCAACCGUAGCUUAAGUUCGACUGGACAAAGUUCUGUGAUCUCAUUUUGAAACGCCUAAUAGUGUUAGUGGACACAUUGACUCCAAAGACAAUGGUGGUGUAACUAGUGCCGUCAUGGAUGACAGAUAAAUUAUUGAGGAUAAUGGAAGUUGGGGCAGUGGGCUCGUGAAAAUGCCGCAUGCGCACUCGAGUUCUGCUCCGAGCUCGGGCGGCGACGACCUGGGCUCCACUGAUGAGGUCAAAGUGUUCAAGGACGAAGGCGACGGGGAAGACGAGAAACGAAGCUCCGAGAACCUUCUGGAAGAGAAGUCGAGUCUCAUAGAUUGGACUGAGAGCGAGAUACAAAUUUCAGCGUUGAACUUGCUCUCCAAUACGGAGAAAUCCGGCGAGCCUUAUUCCGGUAAAUUAUCGGUGAAGUCGGAUCUUAGUCCUGUUUUUGGUAAAUUUGACCCUCACCCGGCAGCAGGCUUCAACAUGGGCUACCUCAUGGCGCCUUACCCUUACCCCAACGGUGGGGCGCAUCCCCUUCCCGUGUCUAUGACGGGUAAGAUGGGCCUUCCGGCCGGCGGAGGGCUGUCCCUCUUCUGUCCUGGAGGCGACCUCGGCCAGCCCCCGCCCGCGCACAUGGGCAUACCUCCUCCGUACCAGCUAGAUUCUAAGUUGGCAGCGGGUCUGGCGCGGACGCCGAUGUACCCCUACCCUGGGGGCACCUUCCCCUACCCCAUGCUCAGUCCGGAGAUGUCGCAAGUUGCAGCCUCGUGGCAUACCCCGAGCAUGUACCCCAUAUCUUCGGCGGCCAGCGGGUUCCGGAGUCCGUACCCCACCUCGCUGCCCAUCACUAGUUCUAGUCUAUCGAGCAUGUAUGAUGGUGUUCGUAGUGAGUUAUACCGGUUCUCCCCGACGCUGGGCGGAGGCCUAGGGCUCGGCCUCGGGCCAGCGCUGGUGCCCCCGCCGCCGUCUAAGGCGGACCUCGAGUCACACCACUCGCGGUAUGCGAGGUCAUUAGAUAAAAGUGGUGGCAGUACCACAUCGGAAAAACCCUCGGAAAGUACAGCCAACUCCAAUAGUAAGGAUGCAAAUAAGAAGCCCCAUAUAAAGAAGCCGCUUAAUGCCUUCAUGUUGUAUAUGAAGGAGAUGAGGGCGAAAGUCGUCGCCGAGUGUACCCUGAAGGAAUCAGCAGCGAUCAACCAGAUCCUAGGAAGACGGUGGCAUUCGUUGAGUCGCGAAGAGCAAGCCAAGUACUAUGAGAAAGCCCGUCAAGAACGUCAACUACACAUGCAACUGUACCCCGGUUGGAGUGCAAGAGACAACUACGGUUACGGUUCGAAAAAGAAAAAGCGGAAAAAGGACCGCAGUCCUGCUGAGUUGGGAGGAAAUAAUUUGAAGAAAUGUCGAGCGAGAUAUGGACUCGACCAACAAAACCAGUGGUGUAAACCUUGCAGGCGGAAGAAGAAGUGCGUACGCUACAUGGAAGCCCUCGCAGCGGCCUCAGGGACCGUCCCGCUUCCCAUGGUGACUCCUCAGUCCCCCUGCUCUGAAGACGACGUUAAGCUUGAAGAGUUGUCGGACGCCUCGAGCGAUGGCGACGCCGAUACUCCCCUAAACUCCGCGUCUAGUCCCGGAGGUUUGAGUGCUCUUUCGUCUCUUGCGUCGCCGGCGUCCGACCCGCCUCCCAACCCUCCUAGGAACCCCGUGGGUACGAACCCUAGAGACGCGAACAAUCCUCUGUCAGUGGGACAAUUGACGUCGCAAUCGUGGCCGCGCGCCGCGCAGUCCCGGCCAGGGCAUGAGGUGAUAUCAGUGUCAUAGCGGUGUGGGACCGUCGUCACGUACACGACUCUAGGAUUUCUGGGGCUGGUUAGCGCGUGAUGCGCUCUGUAGUGGUUUUCACUUGAGAUCUUAAUUCACUUUUUGUACAAAAGUUAUCCAUGUUUUAUUUAACCGAACGAAGACAUUGCUUAAUUUUAAGCCGUUUGGCUUACCAAGUUGGAACCACGACAAAGUUCACAUCACAUUCGAACGCUUUAAAAUUACUUGAUUUACAAUUUUGCUGUUAGAAUUUGCAUAUAACCUUUGAUAAUCGUCUGCAAAAGUAAAAAUGUAAGUCAAAUAAUUUUAAAUUUCGAUACGUGUGGCGCCAUCUAUUGGCGAGCUAGUGCAACUAACCAGCGCCAUCUAGCGGAUAUACACCGAAGCAGGUCGUGUUGAUUGUGAUAUAAAUAGUACCAGUUGCAAAGACCGAUGGAAACCAACGGAACAUUGGACUAUACAGUGUUAUUUUUCACUAUGGACUGGAUGUAUGAUAUCUAGGAAUACCGGCAUUUUUGUGUACAUUAGUUCAUAGUUUUUAAAAUUGUUAAACGAUCAUUAUUUAUGAUUUUCAAAAGUCAAUUUAAUAUGUUAUUCUGAAUACCACUUUAAAACGUUAAUUUAAAUGAACAUAUUAAAUAGUAUUUAUCAAGAUAUGAUAAUAUUAUUGAAUUUUCUUUUGAAAAUGAAAUACUUUUAUAGUUACUUGACAAGCAAAAUACAUAUAAAAUAUCGUUUUUAUUUAAAUGAAAAAGGCCUAAUAUCUGCAUAACAUCUUUACCUACCAAAUGUACGGUAAUUCUAGAAAUCAGCGCAGUCACAAAACUACAUAACUAAUUUUAAAAACAGUCAUAUAAAUAUGAUCUCAAAAUUGUGACCCCUCGUCAAGUCAUAUAACGCAUUUCUAAAAACACACACUUUUAAUACCCCAAUAGAUAUUUCUUUACGACUAGUCACAUUUUCAUGUGCCAUUUAUUUCAUAUUUUCAGAGGUAUAUAUCUCUUUUAAUAAAUUCAUGAGACUUGAUUUUUAAAAUUAACUGUUUUAAAAUAAUAUUUGGAUAUUAAAAGUGUUGUUAGUACCUACUGUCGCGGUUCUCCCAAGAUAGUCGACGAAAACAAUUUAAAUUUUGUAUAUCUGUAUGUCUGUUACUCCUUAGUCAUCGAAAGAAUCAAACUGUAUGUCUGUUUUCAUACAAUCUCUGGUCUUUUCUUGUUGUUUAGAUAGUUCUGACAGGGUGUUCAAAUACCUAACAUGUUAUCUAUAUCCUUAAUGCACUUGAACUUGUAAGAAUAUUAUUCUUAAAAUCGCUGAAUCGAUAUUUUGCCGAUUUUUAUAAAUUACAUAAGCAUUAUUUUUAAAUCAAACUUGUCCACCAGAAUCGGCCCCAUUCUGAGAUAAUGGAAUACAUCCUUCAGUGGUUGUUUACCUGUCUGUUUUGAACUGCAAAUCGUCAUAAAAUAAUAAAAUAAUGAGUUAAAAGGUAACUGUGGUAUAAAGUGGUAUUUUUUGCAGUUACAAAUCACUUAUAACUAAUUUAUGUCACGCCACCAGAACAUAUUUUAAGAGGAUACUUUAGUGUAAAAAUGAUUUAAUUAAAAAGCAACCUUCUUCAAAUACCUUUCAUGAUUUGUCAGCUCGAGAGAAUGAACAAAACUAAUAUAUAAUUAAUACUAAUAUAUAUAAUUAAUGAAAUAUUAUUCAUCAUCAUCUAAAUAUCAAUGUUUUUACAAUUAUUUGUUCUCAUACAAUACACCGCUCUCUGUCAGGGCACUCACAAUUUAUGACAUUAAUUUUCCUAAUAACGAACGGCCUGCACCAUAAAGUCCCAUGUAGCGUUAGAUUUUAGUUUUUAAAUGUUUUCCCUUUGCUAAAUGUAUGUAAAAAGUAAUAUUUAAGGCAUAGCGGAGGGAAAAUUGUUUUUCCGUUGUGCGGAACUCAUUAGACUGUCGUAGGUUAGAAUAGGCAUGUUGUAUGAGUGAAAUUAUUAUCGUUGGUUUUGUACCGAUUGCCCUCAAAAGCAUUUUUUUUUGACGAAAGUAUUUUGCUUACAUUUAUUGUGGUGCGCCAUCUGUUGUCUUUGUUAUGAACUACGAUUCUUGUAUUUAAAGAUGUAGGUUCCUAUUUUAACCGCGACACUGUAUUGGCGCUGUUGAUUUUCAAUGAUUUUUGUUCGCAUGCUUUUUAUUAGUUUUUGGAAUGGAAUUUAUUAAAAUUGGUUUUUUGGUACAACACCAACCUUUGUAUAUGUGUAAGUACAUACAUGAUGUAAAUGUAUAAAAUAUAGGUUUAAUCUAACUGUGUCAUAUUAGAAAUUAAGUGUACUAUGCUACUUACAUAUUAUUACUAUAUAAAAAAAGGAGUUUUAAAAGAAAAAAUAUUAGUUGAAUACUGACUCGGAACGGAAUAAUUACAUUAAAUACAUAUCCAGGACAUUAUUUUACCAAUUUGUACCAAUAAUGAAGAGUUGGCAAAUCGCUAAUAUUUGUACAUACAUAUUUGUAAUUCUUGAAAAAUUGAUAUUUAGAACAUUUUGGUAUAAAAAUAUUGCAUUUAUAUUAUUAUUAUUAAAGAAAUUAGUGCCCUCGGAAUGUUCAGAUGGUUUGUUUGUCCGACACAUCUUUUGUUAAUUACUUUUUUAUUGUUAUUAUUAAGAAUUUUAACGUUGUUAACUCCAAUGAAACCCAUGACUUAAAUUGUGCUCUCGACGACCGCGAUAUGAUUUGAAAAUAUUAUUUUAAACACAGACCAUCAUGUAUUACCGAUUAAAAUACAAUUCUACAUGAUUUUAUAUACAUUUUGACCACGAAAUAUUGAGAAAAUAUAUAAUAUUUUGAUCAUUCGUCUGAUUUUGCAUGAAAUCUGAUGAUGUGCAAUAAUAAAUGUAUGGGUACUGUAUAGUUUCUAAAUAUAAAUUAGAUUUUUCUUAAAAUUUAAUUUUUAAGGUCUAUUUUUUUAAAGAAAAAUUAUAUGGUUUUUCAUUUUGUUUUAGCACACAAGGUUGCUCUUACGUUCUUCCUUUUUUUAAUUUUUUUUUAAUGAUUUAAAUUUUCUUUUUAAUUUAUGAUUUGACAAUUGAGACCCGUGCCAAAACCAUCUAGAACGAGAAAUAGAUUUUCAGGGAGUAAAAUGGACAGUAAUGUAACUAUUAUAAAUAUCUGUGCCAAAUUGUAACUAUUACUCUGGUUGGUAUUUUAUAAUACCUCAUACCUCUGAAGGUCAUUUAUGUUGAUAGAUUUUAUAGGUUGUUUUUAUUGUUAAGAGGGUAAAGACAUGGCUUAUGAGAGCCAGUUUUUUUUUGUAGAGAAAAUUUGUCAAAUUAGUAAAACUCAAUUAUUAGGUCUGGUCCCCUGUCUUGUGUUCAGUUGAACGAUUAUUUUAAUAAACAACUUAAAAUUUUUAA
Messenger RNA from Pectinophora gossypiella (pink bollworm), 5540 nucleotides. RefSeq names its product protein pangolin, isoforms A/H/I/S (gene pan). The transcript has 13 exons. Gene Ontology annotation, biological process: regulation of transcription by RNA polymerase II; canonical Wnt signaling pathway. The record is from RefSeq and is a predicted model, not a curated record. Bases 500 to 2137 code for a protein of 545 amino acids. Gene Ontology annotation, molecular function: DNA-binding transcription factor activity, RNA polymerase II-specific; RNA polymerase II cis-regulatory region sequence-specific DNA binding. Gene Ontology annotation, cellular component: beta-catenin-TCF complex. NCBI's taxonomy places the organism in Eukaryota, Metazoa, Arthropoda, Insecta, Lepidoptera, Gelechiidae.